AUGUCACGCCGGAAGCAGAAGCGACCCCAGCAUCUCGUUAAUGCGGAUCCGGGGGGCCCAAGGCUGCUAUCUCACGAUGAUCACCUGGGCAUGAAGUCACCAUCCACAUCUCUUGGCUCAGAAGUGACCUCAUCAGGAUCUUCCUCUUCAUCCCCCACCUCUCUCCAAGACUGCCAGCCUCCUCUGGCCCCUCGCCCAUCCCCCGGUGGGCUCCACGCGCCCUCCUUACCCAGCGAGAGCUCGCCUCCUCCCCACUGGCCAAGCCACAUCGCCCCCUUCACCACCUCCCUCCCCAAUACCCACUCUUCCCUUUCCCCAGACUUUCCUCACCCGUCGCUGUCUUCCCAGACUCACUCACCUCCUCCCCUGGGUCAAACCUCAGGCUCCCACACUCUGUCUCAUCAAGGAAAUUCUCACUCCACCAUGACCUCCCCACCAAUGGGCAGUUCAGCCACCACCACUACCUCCUCCUCCUCUUCCACCUCCUCAUCCUGUGUGCCACCCCACCGUGACAGCUCCAGCCCAGGCCAACUACAGGCCUCCAGCUCUCCAGGACAGCAGGGACAGAUCCAGGUGUCUCCAACCCUGGCGGUACUUUUGGAGGAGCUUAGGGUUUUACAGCAGAGGCAAAUCCACCAGAUGCAAAUAACAGAGGAAAUCUGCAGGCAUGUUCUACGGCUUGGAGGGGCUGUCUUUGGCCAAGAUAGUAACACACAGGCUAGUGGUGCUGACAGCAACCAGAAAACUGCAGGGGUAGUAUCUUCACCAUCACCGACACACCCCUCUACUGCCACUCCAGUAACUACGGCGCCAUCGCUUUUGAGCAGCCUUCCCUCUUCACUCUUUCCCCAGCCACUCAUCUCCAAAUCAGGAGCUUCACAUGGUAAUGGCAGCAGGGUGCCAUCCUCCUCAUCCUCGUCUUCCUCAUGUCUUUCAUCCACUAUCAGCUCCUCUGUUGCAUCCUUACACCCGCUGUCUUUGUCACUGGGGCUACCACCACGCUACCUCCAUGAGAAAUCAUCCAACACCUCCUCAUUUGGUCACAGUAAUGGUAUCAGUUUCUCUACUCCUCCCCUUCCUCCCACCAGCCAUUCCCAGGACCUCCAACCCAGCUCCUCCCUCGGCUCUGCCUCCUCAGCGGGACGCCAUCAGCAUGUCUGCCGUUUUUGCGGCAAGGUGCUAAGCAGUGAUUCAUCACUCCAGAUCCAUCUGAGAUCGCACACAGGUGAAAGGCCUUACCAGUGUCCGGUCUGCUUGAGCCGUUUUACAACCAGAGGGAACCUCAAAGCCCAUUUCCUGCGACACAGAGAGCAGAACCCAGAGCUGUCUCUCUCACUGCUGCCCCCAGCGCUGACAGAGCAGACACCUGCUCCUGGUGCCAUCCAGAGAAGAAGAAAAAGGCGGGCUGAUGAUGAUGAGCCAUUUAAUGGAGUGAAAGGCAUGACAGAGAACAUGGCUUUGGGAUUCUUGUCUGGUGCGUCCACUCGCCCCUCACCUUCCUCUCUACCUCUGCCCCCCUCAGUGGACAUGGCGCUGCUGUCCACAGCCCAUUCACUUCUACAGCUGAACAGAGCUUCAGCUGCAGCUGCUGCCAGCGCAUCUGGCACUGUAAUGCCUUCCUCUUCAUCCUCAUCUUCAUCCUCUUCCAUGGGCAGUCAGUUCAAAGGAGCAAAGCAGCAGCGAUUUGAUGAGAAUACACCUCCUCACUCAGCCCUCCAUACAACCUCUCCAUACUCCCAGCUAGCCCACCUUCCUAAGAUUCUCUUCCCUGGAGGUACCUCCCCUCACCACCUUGCACUUCUCAGACCUCCAGGCCACCCAUCCACCUCUCACCUCUCCUCUCCUCAUCAGCUACCCUUCCCCUUCCCACCUUUCCCCAAACCAUCAAGCUCAUCUCCCUCUUCGUCUUCUCCCAACACCUCUACUCAAACCUCGGACACCUCCAAGUUGCAGCGACUGGUUCAGAAACUUGAAAAGCAACCACAGGGAGGCUCCUCCACCUCCUUACUAAACCCUUCUGAAUCUAACGGGGACACACAUGGCCAUGACCUGAGCACAUCCUCCAGUGCCUAUCGCAGGGAAAUGUUGGCUGCUCUCGGCUUGAGCCCAAGUGCCAAUGCUUCAGGUCUACUGACCAGCCAUGGAGUCUCAAGAUCUAGCACUACAACCACCACAACUACCCCUUCUCUGCCUACUGUUCAGGCUAACCAGUGUGGGGUGUGCCUGCGCGUCCUCAGCUGCCCUAGAGCUCUGCGUUUGCACCAGGCCACACAUCUGGGAGAGCGGCCGUUCCCUUGUAAGCUGUGCGGUCGUUCUUUCUCCACCAAGGGCAGCCUCAGGGCCCACCAAGCUACUCACCGUGCAAGACCACCCAACACCCGUGCCAUGAACUCCUGCCCACUGUGCCCACGUAAGUUCACGAAUGCUUUGGUUCUUCAGCACCACAUCCGCUUGCAUCUAGGUGGGCAAAUACCACCUGAUGAAGACCUGACACCUGAAGAUGGCGCAGAGACUUCUGUCUUUGAUGAUAGUGAGCGUGGCUCCAUUGGUUCCCCAUCUAAAGCCCAACAGCUCCUUCCCCUGGCCUUAACAACUAGCUCCAAGUCUCCAGUUGGUGCUCUUGACUCAGGGUCCACUUCCAAGCAAGCCACAGCUGCUGAUGCAACUUCUGUGAAGACAGAAGAAUCUGAGGGCUCAACACCCAGUGUUAGCCCACCCCUGACCCGUAAUCCCCCCUCAGCGGGAACCGAGGACCCCCUGCAUGUGAGAGACAACACACUAAUUGAUGGUACCCCUGUGAAUGGCUCCAAAUACUCUGAGGAGGAGACCCACGCUGACCUGGGCAAAGCACCCAUAGCUACUUUUAAUUCAGCUGUAGUGAAUGGAGAUUCAGAGGCAGAUGACACCCCUCUUUCCCUCUGUGUGUCAAAGCCCGCUGCAGAAAAUGAUAUGCCGCACGGAGCGAUUAAUAAUGAUGUCACCUCAUCUGAAGAGAAUAAAGAUUGCUCCACAGAAGAACAAACUACUAGUCCUGAUUCUAACCCAAAACCUCCAGGUACAAACCCUUUACCUGCACUCACCCCUCCCGCCACCCCCAAAGCCAGGGUAGAAGCAGAAGAGGCUUGUGGCAGUGUAACCCAGGAACCACAGGAGAGGGAUGCUACCCAAAGUAAAGGGAUGGGUGAGGCCAGCACACCCAGAGAGCCUUUGCCAGCAUUAGACACAGAGAAGGACACUCCAGUUGAGGAGGGUAACAGCGUGCCAGAAGAGCCUUUAGAGGAUCCAGAGCCCUCUGUCCCAGCACCAGCAACACAUUCCCAGCCUCCUCGUCCAGAUAAACCCUACAGCUGCUCCCAGUGUGGAAAGGCAUAUGCCAGCCGUAGUGGACUGAAGGGGCACAUGAAAACUCACCCUGGAGCGUUGACCAAUACCUCCUCCAAGGCUCAAACCAAUGACAAUGACAAUGACAUUGCGGAGGAUCACAAUUCUCUUUCAGCCAAUAAGAACCCAGGGGAACAGGAAGAAAAGCAGGGAUUGGCUGAAUCCCCCGAGAAAGGUGACAGCACAGACCCACCAACAAUCAGCGUUGGUUCGGAUGAGGCGGGCGAGCCUAUGGACACUGCUGUGUAG
Molecule: messenger RNA, 3630 nt
Organism: Scomber scombrus (Atlantic mackerel)
Lineage: Eukaryota; Metazoa; Chordata; Actinopteri; Scombriformes; Scombridae
Product: sal-like protein 4
Exons: 3
Coding region: 1-3630 (1209 amino acids)
Biological process (GO): regulation of transcription by RNA polymerase II
Cellular component (GO): nucleus
Molecular function (GO): DNA-binding transcription factor activity, RNA polymerase II-specific; RNA polymerase II cis-regulatory region sequence-specific DNA binding
Source: RefSeq, a predicted model, not a curated record